AAUGUUUGCUGUUUGCUUCUCCGAUACACCGAUGAUAACUGCACAAAAAAUAUCAUUUUUAUGCUCAUUGGCCAUUGCCCAUUGGCAACGCUAUUCACUAUUCAGUAUUAUAUAGUAUAUUUUUCAUUUUAGUUUAUUGUAAUUUGUAAUUUGUAAGUGGUUGCGGUUGCUACUUGCCACUUGCUAGCUGCUAGUACUUGGAAAUUGUCACUGGUGGUGUCUUCUAAGUUUAGUCAUUAAUAUCAAUAUUCAAGUUUUUUCUUCCGAUUUUCGUGCUCCGUGACGUAAAUAUAGUAAUUUCCAAUCAUGGAAUCCGACAAGUCGACUUUUCAACCAAUAGACUUAGUGGGCAAAGUUAUAAUUAAAGUUCAAUUAGGCGAUGACAUAAGAAAAGUAUUAAUUCAUAAUGAAUCUAUAACAUAUGAUGAAUUAUUAUUAAUGAUGCAACGAAUAUUUAAUGGAAAAUUAACAGCUAAUGAUGAUCUCACCAUCAAAUACAAAGACGAAGAUGGAGAUUUGGUUACUGUAUUUGAUAGUCAAGACUUAUCAUUUGCUUUACAAACAAGUAGGGUCUUAAAAUUGCAAGUAUUUAUGAAUAAUUUAAGCUAUCAAGAACGACUGAAGUCAAAACUAAAUCCUGACGAACUAAAAAAACAAUUGCGAGAAAUAAGAGAUGCUGUGACAUGGUUAUUAGAUACAAUUGAAGUUACUAAUGAAGGAAACAAUAAUAAUAUGUCAAAUCCUAUACAACAAGAACCAGUGAAUGUUGCAUCAGCAGAAAUACCAACAGAUAAUGGAGUUACUAAAGAAUUUGAUCCAUUACGUAAUUCUAAAGAAGAACGUUCAAAAACUCCACAAACUUCACAUCAGGUUAAAUCUGAAGUAUCACAGGAUAGUUUAGCUAUAUCUCAACCUCAAAGACAAACUCCACCAGUUCAGCAGCCUCAAAUUCCUCAAACUAUGUAUAAUGGACAAUCUCAAGGCAAUAUGAAUCAACACAAUCCUUACUCUGGAGGACAAAUCCCACCACCACAAGGGCCUCAGACUAAAUGGGUGAAUCCUUAUCAGCAACCUGGAAUGCGUGCAUCCUAUCCAACUGCUCAAUAUUCUUAUCUAUAUUCUACACAAAUACCAGCAUCUGGUUAUUCCCAGAUAACAGCUCAAAUGAAACCACCUACUGGAAAUCAGCCUGUUCAUUCGUUGUAUUAUCCGACUAAUACAACCCCUAAUCCACAAUAUUCUGCUUCUCAGUAUCCAGGACAAUAAUGAUGAAAGUUACUAUAAUAAAACCGCGAACUGAAUGGACUGAUUUACCCAUUUAAAAUAUUAAUAUAAUAUAAAAUAGUGUUUUAUAAGUACAUUCAAAAUUUGUUUUAAACUUAAAAAUAAUUAUUCGAAGGACUUGAAAUAAUUGAAUGGUUUAUUAAAAAGGACAAAUGUUUAAUUAAUAUUAUGUAGUAUUUUCGAUUUUAGAGUUUUUUUUGGAGUUACAAAUUAUUUGUAUUUAAAAUUGACAUAAAUAUAUAAGUUAAUAUUAAGAAAUUUCCAUAUUUAUAUACAUAAAAAAAAAAUUUGCACAACCUAUUUGCAGAUUUUUGCAAAUACUGUAUUUAAAGAAUGAUUAACAAUUUUCAUAUUUUUAUUUAUUGCAUUCCAUAAUCCAUCAGGUCGUUUGUAAAUUUUUAUUUUAUGAAAUUUGAUUGAUGAUUUUUCUUGCUAAUACACUAUUGAAAAAAAUAUUUAAUAUAUUAUCCACAUCUUUUAUUAACUAAGGUGUUAAUAAAAUAAAAUAAUGUUGAUAUAUAUUUUUUUUAAAGGUAAAAUUUCUACCCAUCUUAAUUAUUAAUUAUGUUAUUAAUUUUAUUUUUGGCUAUAUUUAUAAUUUAUUUUAAAAAUUCUGUAUACAUUUAAAAUAUAUUGAAAAAGAAAUAUACAUUUUCAUGUAUUUCAUUUGUUUAUAUUGUAAUGUAUUUGUAUUCCACUCAUGUACUGUAAUUUUUCUACUUUGAAAAAUUAAAUAGAUUAAAGAAAUAUAGUUAAAUAUCAUUUCUUAGGAAACAUUUUUAUUUUUCGUUUUAAAAUGGUUCAUUAUAUAUAUUAGAUUCCGAGGAAAGCAAGGGCCAAGGAAUGUUGUAUUUACAAUGCAUCUAGAUUUUCGUGUAUGAUGUUUUGAAGCAGAACAUUUUCUUCAAUUUUAACAUUGUGUAUGAUAUUCUAUAUAGUGAAUUUGAUGUAUUUUGUACUCAAGGAUUCAAGAGGGGGAGUUUUCAAGUACUUGACACAUUAAGAGGACGCUACACCCGUGUGUGUUGUCUCCGUGUUACAAAUUUCAAACCGCCAAAACUGUCUUGCCCGGGUAAGAACCAUUUGGGCUGUAGUCCAAGCUAAGCCAAAUUUUCACAUUAUAUUGAGGGAAACAUUUACUAUGCAACCUUGUUUUAAUAUUUUUGAUAUGAACUAAAAAAAAAGGCUAUUCAAGUUUGAAAAGCUCAAAAAUAAUACAUUUUCAAAUAAUAAGAACUUUUUGUAUUUGUGAUAUUGAAAAUAUAAAAACAACGUUGCAAAGUAAAAAUAUUCUCUUUAUAGUGUAAACAUUUGGUUGCUUAGCUUAGACUACAUCCAAAGUGGUUCUUACCCGCGCAAAACAGGUUUUGAUAUGUUUUGUGAGACAGAGACAACACUUCGGGUGUAGCGUCCUAAAAACAAUGCAACUAUUUACAUAACACAAGUAUUUGAAAAAACUCAGUUUUAUUUUUGUUAUUUAUAAAUGAACCGUCGUAGAUCAGGAACGUAAUUGGGGGGGUAGGGUAGGCAAUUGCAUCCUCCUUGUUGAUAAGUGGCUACUUUCCAACCAUAAAUAAAAACGGAAACCUCCACCGAUUUUUUUUUAAAAACAACAAUUUUAGCUGUGAAUAUGGUU
Molecule: messenger RNA, 2920 nt
Organism: Metopolophium dirhodum (rose-grain aphid)
Lineage: Eukaryota; Metazoa; Arthropoda; Insecta; Hemiptera; Aphididae
Product: protein TFG-like
Exons: 7
Coding region: 307-1266 (319 amino acids)
Biological process (GO): COPII vesicle coat assembly; endoplasmic reticulum to Golgi vesicle-mediated transport
Cellular component (GO): endoplasmic reticulum exit site
Molecular function (GO): identical protein binding
Source: RefSeq, a predicted model, not a curated record